This is a messenger RNA of Chlorella variabilis, 1110 nucleotides long. RefSeq lists its product as hypothetical. The transcript is spliced from 3 exons. The record is from RefSeq and is a predicted model, not a curated record. NCBI's taxonomy places the organism in Eukaryota, Viridiplantae, Chlorophyta, Trebouxiophyceae, Chlorellales, Chlorellaceae. The annotation marks the transcript as partial.
AUGGGCUCGAUCGGCGACGCCCAGCAAACGCCAGUGGAGUUUGAGUUCUACGCCAGCUGCGACCUGAACAUCCAGGUCCAGGUGCGUGUGGACCGGCUGCUGGGCUGCCUGCCAGCCUAUCGCGAGGCCGCGGCAGGCGGGGAGGGCGACAGCGGCUGCGCGCCGCGCCCCUCGGCGCUGUGCGUGGAGGGGCGGGUGUGCUCCUAUGGCGAGCCGCUCGGCAUCCCGGCGCGCACGCCCUGGGCGGAGGCAGGGCCUGCGGGGGCCAGCUGGGACGCCUGGCUGUCCUUCCCCAUCAAGUACCGCGACCUGGGGCACGACGCCCAGCUGGCGCUGACGGUGUGGGAGGCGCGGGAGGGCGUGCCCCGCCGCGCCCUGGGCGGCACCACCCUGCGCCUGUUCAGCAAGAAGGGGCGCCUCAAGAGUGGCGUCCAGGAGCUGCAGCUGUGGCUGGGCAGGGGAGCGGACGCGGGCUGGCCCAGCGCCACGCCCGGCAAGGUGCCCGUGGCGCAGCGCGGAGAGCUGGGGCGUGUGGAGCGCGUGCUCAAGCAGUUUGAGCGGGGCGAGGUGCAGCACGUGGAGUGGCUGGACCGGCUGGCGCUGCGGGUGGUGGAGGAGGCGCGCGGCCGCGAGCAGCAGCGGCGGGUGGAGGAGGCGGAGCAGGCGGCGGCGGGGGCGGCGCCCAGCAGCGGCGGCAGCGGCGACGGCAGCAGCAGCAGAAGUGGAGGAGGAGGCGGAGGGCGGGCAGGCCCUGGCGUGGCCCCCGGCCAGGUGCAGGUGCAGGUGGAGCUGCCCAGCUUCCCGCGUGCCGUCAUCUACCAGCAGGCCUCGGUGGCCGGCCACUCUGCCGGCAUCGGCGCUGCCGCCUCCACUGCCACCGCCGACGCCAUCGGCACGCCGCUGGCGGGCGCGCCCGGCGGCGCGCCCGCGCCCGGCGCCGCCACCACAGGCGGCGGCGCGGCGGGGCCGCUCAUCCUGCUGCACGACGCGGAGGUGGGUCGGGAGAACCCCGCGGAGGCCAAGGCCGCCAAGCUGGCGCGCAGCCUGACGCGCGGCCUGGUGGACAAGAAGCUCAAGCCCGACACCGAGGAGCGGCGGCGCAUCGAGGCG